Messenger RNA from Coprinopsis cinerea okayama7#130, 914 nucleotides. RefSeq lists its product as hypothetical. The record is from RefSeq and is a predicted model, not a curated record. Gene Ontology annotation, biological process: mitochondrial electron transport, cytochrome c to oxygen. Lineage: Eukaryota; Fungi; Basidiomycota; Agaricomycetes; Agaricales; Psathyrellaceae. The transcript has 3 exons. Bases 39 to 278 code for a protein of 79 amino acids.
CAUCUGCCAGGCAACGCCCGUUUCUCUAAGCUCUUGCCAUGUCUUCACUCGCCACCGUUGCCCUUCGAAGCUCUCGCUCUAUCGCUAGGAAGAGCGCCCCAUCCGCCGUCAGACAUGCCCACUCUGGUCCCAACAGCCACAUGCCAUUCAACUUCACGACUACAAGCAAACAAGCGCUCGGAUUGAAGUUCCUCGUCUUUUUUGGAACGGCGUUCUCUAUCCCGUUCGUUGCAAACUAUUGGCACUGGCACCGACCAGGAGGCAUCAACAACCCUUAAAUCUCACCUCAUUUCGCCAUCGUCAACGUUUCCACCCAGCCAUGAAGUCUUCGGACAGCCUUCUCAUUCCAACUAGCAUCGUUUUAGAACUGCCACGGCGCACCUUUCAGACGUCCUCAUCGUCUUGCCAUAUACCCCUUACGCCCCCUUUUAACGCCACUACUUGCAUGGACGAGGGUAGAAGAAUUACGAACUUGAUAUUCAACUUGUAUCUGUAGAUUUUCUCUCAUGUACUGAUUAUACAUUCCAUUGCCAGAUAAAUGAGUCCCUACUGGGGCACUCUACCGGUAGAAGUUUCAAUAAAAGAUUACAACGACAAAUCUGCCCGCAUACUGCUAGUGCGUGCUCGAUGCCUCAGGACUGCAACACUUUAGAAUCUCCUCCAUCAUCCAGCCUCUUUCAUACUUGAAGUAACAAUCAACGCUCGUAUCGAUUUUUUAUCAUCCCAUGACUACCUGGAAGACACCCCAAGCGCCCAUUAUAAAGCGCCCAGACUCGGACACAGCCACAAAGAAUGGACAGGGGCCAUUAAUGGUCAGCAAUCCUGCAUCAACCUGAAUAAGCUCAAGCAGCUUCGAUCGGUGCAACCAGUGGUUCUUAAUGCAGUUCCUGUGGUUCGAACAUGUCACAAGCCCU